GCACACGUGAAUUAUUAUUUUAGUAUUAAUAAUGAAUAUUUGUGCAAUCACGGAUACAUGUACCAUUUAAGAAGGGCUAUUGUUUUAUUUUUUAUCUCGUACCCUGUUAGAUCCGUACCCAUGUGUGUUUUAUUCGUACCCGUAAACAAUCUUCACAUUUCUUAAUGAACUUUUCAUUUACUACAAGUUUACAUCGAUUUCUAAUACCCUGUAUCUCGUGUAUAUUUAACUAAUCAACAGCCAUGAUGGUAAACAUGAAGUGUAGUGUGCACUACUAAUGUAUUUACUAUAAUAUCUACACACAUACCAUUGUAUUUAUUGAAAUUUUUAGAGAAUUCGGGGUCGCAAGAACUGGCGAACAGUGCCGGAAGAAAUUCCAAAAUUCAAAAGCUCUGUACAUAAAAAAGGUCGGAGAAAUGAGGCACCCAACAACAGGCGGUGGCGAUGCAGUUCAAUUCACAUCGUCGGAGGAGGUGCUUGCCUCCACGAUGCAAGGCCACCCUGUUGUUCAGGGCCUAACAGGGGGUGUAGACUCAGACGUUGUUGCAUCACAGACAAGGAUUUGGGCACUGGCAACCGGGAGCAAUCCGGAACAGAAAGCUUCUUCAUAUGCAUCACAAAGAAGUGAGAGUGCCAUAACAGCCAGCUGUGAAGAACACAAUGAUUCCGCAAGGAAUGUCAGUAAAGGCGUGAAGCGAAAAGAAGCAUUCAAAAAGAAGGCCGACAAAAGAUUGUCCAGCAAUGCAUUAACAACACUGACUACUGCAAACAUGGAAAAGGACAUUGAAAAGUUGAAUCUUGAAAUACACAAAUUAACUCUAGAAAUAGAAAAAAUCCAAAUGGAAAAAACAUUGCUGCAUUUAAAAAUAAAAAAUGAAGAACAAUAUUCCUUAUGUUUACAGGCAAAAACAUUAUACUAUAAUGGCAGAGUUUUAAACAGCAUGUAGAUAUUGUAUACCUCUCACCCAAACAGGUUUGGCAUACCGAGGAAAAUAAGAACCUAUCCACAUGUGCUUUUAUAACGGGUAUUCAAAUGAAACAUACAAAUGUGUUUAGGGUCAAUAUGUGACCAAGUGCUUUAAAUCCGACAUGCAAUAUAUUAAAUUUAUGCCCCUUUUUGUAUUAAAAUAAAAAAAUAUUGUUUUUUGUGCAACUACUCCAUUACUCUAUUUCUAAUAUAGAGAUAUGAUAAUGUGUCCUUUUGUUCUUAUAAAAUUCCAGUCAAUGAUUGUGUGCAUCGAAGAAAUGUUGGUUAAAUAUUAAUUGAUCAUUGUAUUAUGUUACUGAAAUAUAAAGUAGAUUCUAUAUUCAAAGAGGAAUAUUAGUUGAAUGCUUGGGACACUCGUUGAUAUUAUUUGCUGACAAGAUAUAAAUCAUUGAUAAUAAUAACAUUCGUCAUUCAAUGGACUGAAUGAAAUUCCAGAAUAAUCAUAGAUACAGUUAUGUGAAUUUAAAAUUAGUCAUCAACAUUUGAUAUACCUGUUAUUUUAAAAAGUUUUUUUUUACAACGUUCUACCCAUUGAAAUUUGAAAAACUCAUGAAUAUAAUAGACAGAUGAACAAAUUUUUGUUUUAUUAUAAAUUAUUUUAACAAAAAUUGAAUGCUUGUUUGCAUUUUUAUAUCCAUCAAUAAUGAAGAUGUGUUAAUGCGUGCUUUAACAAAGUUUUAUAAAAACAUGACAUUUAUUUAUUGCACAAUCACAUUUUUUAAUAACCAUAUUUAGCGUAUACGUUGUCUUUUGCAAGUUCACAUAUCCUUAAUAUGUUGUUCAGAAUUAUCCUAAAAAAAAUGCCCUGGUUAUGUAAUCCCUCAUUGCCCUCCCAUCCAUGUUAUCAUCAUCAUUGCCUUGAUUGUUGUUAACGGGCAAGAUGUGAUUUUCUUCUGGAAUCUCAUUCAGUUCAUUGUGAAUUAUUGCAAUGUUGUGUAGCACAAUGCAUGCACUUAUGAUUUUUACAGCCCUUUGUGGAUGUGUUCUGAUUUUCCUGAGUAUGCCAAACCUAUUUUUCAAAAUUCCAAAAGUUUGUUCUAUUGUUACUCUUGUUCUGCACAGGGAACGAUUGAAUUGCUCCUGAGCUUGAUUUGACGGUCUAAGGUAUGGUGUCAUUAAAUGUCGCGAGCAACCAUACCCACUGUCGCCAAUCAAUAGUCCAUCGUGUUGACCUUGAAAAUGUUAAUAUAAAGUUCAUUAAUUUUAUAACACUGGGUUUUUAAUUUGAUAUUAAAAUGUAUUUAAAGAUUAAAAUAUGUAACAGUUAUUAUUUCCACUUGUUAUACCCCAAUUAACAUUGGUAAUGGGGGCUAUAUAGGAGUCACUUUGUCGGUCAGUCUGUCUGUCCGGAAACUUGUUCAGGCCAUAACUAUGUCGUUCAUUGUGUGAUUUAAAAAUAAUCUGCACAUUUGUUUGCCAUCAUUGGACGGUGUAUAGUGCGAAAGAAUGACAUCGAUAUCUCAAAGGUAAAGGUCACACUUUGAGGUCAAAGGUCAAAAAUAGCCUUAAUGAGCUUGUCCAGGCCAUAACUA
Molecule: messenger RNA, 2520 nt
Organism: Dreissena polymorpha
Lineage: Eukaryota; Metazoa; Mollusca; Bivalvia; Myida; Dreissenidae
Exons: 6
Coding region: 417-947 (176 amino acids)
Source: RefSeq, a predicted model, not a curated record